UGAUUAUAGAAAAAAAUAAUAAGAAAAAGGAAACAGUGAAAAUUUCAUUGCCAAGCAAUAUAAAAGGCCCCCCAAUUUUGCAGUCAUUUCCACAAGAAACUCAGGGCCUCAAUAUGGCAUCAUCGAAAGUUACAGAGAGUCACAGAGAGAAUGCUGAGAUUUAUUAUGGCGAAGAUAUUUGCAAGCAAAAAUGUUUAGAGCUGUUAGAGGAGAUCUCUCUUCCCAAAGGCAUCAUACCUGUAGAAAUUGUGGAGUUUGGACGUGACCGAUCAACUGGCUUUGUCUGGAUGAAGCUGAAGAGCAAGAAAGAGCACAAAUUCAAGCGCAUUAAUAAGGUAGUCUCCUAUGAUACUGAGAUCACCUUUUUUGCAGAGAAUGGUCGCGUUAAAAAACUGACAGGCAUCAAGAGUAAGGAGCUGCUUAUUUGGGUCAGCAUUUCUGACAUGUUCAUCGAAGAUCCUUCUUCUGGCAAGAUUUUCUUUGCUGUUCGCAGUGGCGUAAGAGCGCGUUUCCCUAUUUCAGCUUUUGAGCUAGAAGAGGACAAGAAAAACAGUACCGACUCAAAGCAUACAACCUAGGAUUCUCAGAAGUGGUGUGAGACAGGUAUGGAUUUGGGUGGGACAGGUUCCAUAUCUUACUGUACUUUAUAUCUGGUUGCUAUGAAGAUUCUAAGACUUGCAGUCUUUGAUUUUUCAGCAACCAAAGAAGCAUGAAUAAAAUCACUUUAUCUACUUUUGAAUUUAAUUUGA
Theobroma cacao (cacao) is the source of this 749-nucleotide messenger RNA. RefSeq lists its product as uncharacterized. The record is from RefSeq and is a predicted model, not a curated record. NCBI's taxonomy places the organism in Eukaryota, Viridiplantae, Streptophyta, Magnoliopsida, Malvales, Malvaceae.